Messenger RNA from Xiphophorus hellerii (green swordtail), 2443 nucleotides. RefSeq names its product retinol dehydrogenase 14a (gene rdh14a). Lineage: Eukaryota; Metazoa; Chordata; Actinopteri; Cyprinodontiformes; Poeciliidae. The record is from RefSeq and is a predicted model, not a curated record. Bases 331 to 1191 code for a protein of 286 amino acids. The transcript is spliced from 2 exons.
ACUUAAAAUCCAAGUUUAAGUCUUAGUAGUAAUUAGCAACAUGAGCAGUUAGACGUCAUUGCACUUUUUCAAUGGUUUUGUGUCUGUACGUCUAGAAGAAAUACAAAUAGUUUAAAAUGAUUUUGCAUAAUGAUUUUAAAACGUCUGUAUUAAAUAUCACGUCCAAGUGAUUUAGAUGUCAUCUUCAUAAACAAACAGAUUUUAUUCCCGGCUUUUUAAUUGGCCAACUGUCCAUCAUGAGAAUUCUGGGUAGUGAAGUCUUUCUUCCUUGUUAUUAUCACGUGAUGCUAACUGUAGCAGCAGCUCUGUAAACAGGCUUUACCAGCUAACAUGAUGCAGGGGAAGACUGUGAUAGUGACGGGAGCGAACAGCGGGAUCGGGAAAGCUACAGCAGCGGCGAUUGUGAAGCUCCAGGGCCGGGUGAUAAUGGCCUGUCGGGACCAAACCAGGGCCGAGGAGGCUGCCCAGGACAUCCGCCAGGAGACCGGGGCAGACGGCAGACAGGUCAUGGCCAAACAGCUGGACCUGGCCUCCUUGAGGUCUGUGCGCUCCUUCUGUGAAGACAUUAUAAAGGAGGAACCUCGGUUACAUGUUCUGAUCAACAACGCUGGAGUCUACCAGUGUCCUUACACCAAAACAGAGGACGGCUUCGAGAUGCAGUUCGGGGUCAACCACCUCGGUCACUUCCUGCUUACCCACCUGUUGAUGGACCUCCUGAAACGCUCAGCACCCAGCCGCAUUGUGGUGGUCUCCUCCAAGCUUUACAAACACGGUGACAUUAACUUCGAAGACUUGAACAGUGAGCAGUUCUACGACAAGGCCUUUGCCUACAGUCGUAGCAAACUGGCAAACCUAUUGUUCACCUGCGAGCUGGCCCGCCGUCUGGAGGGCAGUGGAGUAACAGUGAAUGCUCUGACUCCAGGUAUCGUGAGGACUAACCUGGGACGGCAUGUGCACAUUCCGGUUUUAGCAACGCCCCUUUUUAACCUGAUCUCCCGGGGCUUGUUUAAAAGCCCGGAGGAAGGAGCUCAGACUUCGGUGUAUUUGGCCUCAAGCCUGGAUGUUGACGGUGUGCAGGGAAAGUGCUUUGCAGAUUGUAAGCCUCUGGAACUUCUGGAUAAGGCCACAGAUCAGGAAGUGGCAUCAAAACUGUGGGACAUCAGUGAAGUCAUGGUGGGCAUAACGACUUGAGAACUGUCUGAGAUGUGCACGUUUUUCUUAGCAGGGUAAUGACUGAAACUGAAAUAUAUGCAAUGCCUUGGUUACAUUUCCUUAACUUUUAGUUGUGGUGUUGAAAUAUCAAAAUGCUUUCUAUGUUUAUGGAGAUGUUUGUAUCCAUUUACAUGGUGGUUUGUUUGCAGUAUCUUGUUUCAGGUGCUAGAAUCUCUGUUUCAGUUCUUUUUAAGUAAACUCCUAAGAUCAAAUGUUUAAAAUGUAACCUUUCUAACAGAGCUGUAGUAAUGAGUGCCCUGAGUUUCACUAGAAGUUGGAGGCCUGUAGAUUUUUUUUAUACUUUCUCUACAUUUUAUGUGUAAACCUUGAAAUAACAUUGCUGGGAUGUCCAUUCCUGAGAAGACUGACAGCUUUCUUGAAUGUUUUAAAAUCGUUCUUUCUGUAAAAAAUUGACUUUAAAUACUUUGGAUAUGACCUUGUAACCCGUCUCUUAUCAAUCAACAGCAACAGUUGCUACUCUGUUGUUAUUGCUGAUGUUUUUCCACACUGUUCAAAUUCCUCUUUUUAUAGAGAUGGCCACAAAGACAAUGGCUGGUCAAUCGAUACAUUUAAUCAGGAGCACCUGGCUGGUUUGUUCCCUCUUAAAUCUUCUAGAAGCAGCAAGGGUGGGCUGGCCCAUGCUUUUUAUGCAGGUGCACAUAACAGAAUAAUUCUUAUUUACUUGCUUCAUUAGCAGCCUCCCUCAUCUAUACACACCCCUAGAGGUUUGGAGAGGUUUUGCCUGUGGAGGGUCGCAUUUCAGAUAUCACUUUUCCCCCAGCAGGUUAGUUAGGCUUCAUUCAGCCAUACUGGUUGCUCUAAAAACCGGUCAUUAGCUGGGAAUGUUUGCUCUCCAAGUCACCCGAAAACAGCAGUUUUUUUUUUUUUUUCCAAAUGGUAGCGGGACCUCCAGGAUUCAUGACUUUCCCACCUGUAUUGUUCAUUAGGACAUUUUCUGGAUCAUUUAUGGUUAGCUGGAAAACGAAGUAGAAACACAAAGGCAGCCACUUUAUCAACUUCAUCUCACACACAAUGCUCCUGGGCCACUUUUUAAGCAGCUCCAGUCUAUUUGUUUUACAAAUGACUCCAAUUAGUGUAAUUACAGAAUCUGAUGUUCUUAAUGGGCACUGUAAUAUUGAUAGGACCUUGAAUGCUACUUUAGAUCUGAGUAUUUCAGUCAGGCUCCUUAUCCAACACAUAAUGGAUAAAUUAAAGGAUCACUAUGUCUGUU